This is a messenger RNA of Lepisosteus oculatus (spotted gar), 4907 nucleotides long. RefSeq names its product ATP/GTP binding carboxypeptidase 1 (gene agtpbp1). NCBI's taxonomy places the organism in Eukaryota, Metazoa, Chordata, Actinopteri, Semionotiformes, Lepisosteidae. Gene Ontology annotation, molecular function: zinc ion binding; metallocarboxypeptidase activity. The record is from RefSeq and is a predicted model, not a curated record. Gene Ontology annotation, biological process: proteolysis; protein side chain deglutamylation.
UUUAACAAGUAUUGACAGCAAUGGUUCUGGGAAUCGGAUGCUGUUUGUAUCAAAACAUUUGGGCGUCUCUUAGCUCGUACUGAAGAGCUGACUUCCCCGUAUGGGACAUCGCUUGCCUCAGCGAUCGGGCCUUUAAAAUGAUGAAGUGAAACGAAGCAAAAUGAAUAAGCCAAAAAUGACAACCGAUAAAGGAGUCCCCAGUAACUCCAGGGUACUUACCCUCCUUGCCCAGCUUGAGAAAAUAAAUGCAGAGCCAGUGGCGCUGGAUGUGGAAAAUGCAAGACAUAUCACAUCCAAGAUCCUUCAUCUCAUCCAAACACAAGAGAAAACAAGAAAAGAAGUAAUGGCCAAGGGCUCCAGUGGAAUGGAAGUGAUCUUGUCAACAUUAGAGAGUACACGGGACCAUCAGACUGUACUGAAUGUUCUCUGCAUUCUAAAUGAAUUGGUCUCAUUGGGUAGUGGCAGGAGAGUUGGAGUACUGGUGUCGAAGGGAGGAACCAACGUCCUCCUGCAGCUGCUGCUCAGUGCCAGCAAAGAGUCCCCCCCCAGCGAGGAGCUCAUGGCGCAGCUGCACUCCAUCCUGGCCAAAGUGGGACUAAAAGAUAAAAAAUUUGGCAUCAAGGCCAGAAUAAACGGAGCACUAAAUAUAACAUUAAACCUUCUGAAGCACAAUUUGCAGAACUACAAGCUCAUUUUGCCAUGCCUGCAGGUUUUGAGAGUAUAUUCAAGCAACUCUGUGAAUGCAGUAUCAUUGGGCAAGAAUGGCGUUGUGGAGCUGAUGUUUAAAAUAAUUGGUCCCUUCAGCAAAAAGAAUACAAGCCUUUUGAAAGUUACCCUGGAUACUUUAGCAGCUUUGUUGAAGUCAAAAACGAAUGCACGAAGGGCAGUAGACAAGGGGUAUGUCCCUUCGCUGCUGGCAAUUUACCAGGACUGGCACAGACAUGACACCCGACACAGGCACAUGCUCAUCCGGAAGGGCAUUUUGGGCUCCAUCAAAAACAUUACGAACAUCAAGCUGGGUAGGAAGGCAUUCAUUGAUGCAGAUGGCAUGAGGAUUUUGUACAGCACGUCUACAGAGUGCCUUCCAGUGAGGACACUGGACCCGCUGACUAACACGUCAAGCCUUAUUAUGAGAAAGUGUUUCCCCAAGAACCGACUUCCAGUUCCAACAAUAAAGAGUGUGUUCAACUUCCAUCUCCCCAUGAUUCCAGCCAGUGGCCCUGUGGCACAGCUCUACAGUUUACCUCCAGAGGUGGAUGAUGUAGUGGACGAAAGCGAUGAUAAUGAUGAAACAGAAGCUGACAAUGAAAAUGAUACUGAGAACGAAGAUGAUGAAAAGGACCAAAAUUUGCAGAAUGAUGAUAUUGAAACUGAUAUCAAUAAAUUGUGCCCAAAGCAGGACCUUAGCCGACCUCUUGAAGAGCUAAAAAUGUAUGAGCGCUUUUUUCCAGAACUCACUGAAGACUUUCAAGGAUUCAGCUUUGCAAAUCCAACUGUGCUGGAACCAAAGUCAUCUGGCCCAAUUGUUGUUCCCACAGCGGGGGAAGAGUCUUCCACAGACCUCAGCUCCACCAAAAAGGAAACCAAGUUUACCAAGGGAGAGCAAAAAAAACAACAGCUUGUAAAUACUGUUACUCAUGCAGGAGGUCCUGAAAUGUCUCCAGGACUUGUGGAUUUGGAAAACAUUGAAAUCGUAAAAGAUGAUGCAAAGAAUUCUGGUGCUAAUAAUCUCUUGCUUUCCCAGUGCCUGAAGCAUGAGUUAGUCAGGGAAAUGGAGCGCUUGUCCCUAGAUGGGGAGACUUCUUCAAACAAGUGCAGUAAUUCACCAUGUGUAAAUGGACAGAAAUAUAAAAUGGAAUUGAGCUCCACAACCUGUAAUAAAACCUGCCAGGAGUUCUCAAGAAAUGGUGGGUCUUUAGAAGACCACUUAUCUCUUUCCUGCAGCCUCAGGGGCGAAGUUGACCAUGACGACGACUGUAGCUCCCUUUCUUCUGGGGAGCAGGGAGUCUUAGAGGUGCCAGACACAGCUGCCUUACUUCCUUUACAUGACCCUGAACUCUACAUUGAGACUGUGAAAAACACCAAAUCUGUCCCUGGAUAUGCAGAGGUGGCUUAUCCCGAUUAUUUCGGUCAUAUUGCUCCUACAUUUAAGGAGCACAUCUCAGAAAGAGCUUACGGUGUUCAGAGGACAAAAAUAUUCCAGGAUAUUGAAAGGUUGAUCCAUUCUAAUGAUAUUGUUGACCAAGUUGUCUAUGAUUUAGAUUUGCCAAACUGUCCAGUGAUUGAAGACAGAGAAGCUUUGAAAUUUAACUCCCGGUUUGAAUCUGGAAACUUACGGAAAGCUAUUCAAGUUAGAAAGUUUGAAUAUGACCUUAUUCUGAACUCUGAUAUAAACAGCAACCAUUACCAUCAGUGGUUUUACUUUGAGGUUAGUGGAAUGAGGAGCGGUGUUCCCUACCGUUUCAACAUCAUCAACUGCGAGAAGUCCAACAGCCAGUUCAACUAUGGAAUGCAAGUGUUAAUGUACUCAGUCCAAGAGGCACUAAGUGGUCGACCACGAUGGGUCCGCACAGGAACAGAUAUCUGUUACUAUAAAAACCACUUCUCUCGAAGUUCCAUCGCAGCAGGGGGUCAGAAAGGGAAAUCAUACUACACCAUGACCUUCACAGUGACCUUCCAUCACAAAGAUGACGUUUGCUAUUUUGCAUAUCACUAUCCCUACACUUAUUCUACUUUACAGAUGCACCUUCAGAAGCUGGAAUCAAUGUGCACUCCACAGAUAUACUUCCGCAAAGAUGUGCUCUGUGAAACACUGGGUGGGAACAGCUGCCCUGUCUUAACUAUCACCGCAAUGCCAGAGUCAGAACACUACGAAGAGAUCUGUCAGUUCAGAAAUCGUCCCUACAUUUUUCUCACUGCCCGUGUGCAUCCUGGAGAAACUAAUGCAAGCUGGGUAAUGAAAGGAACUCUGGAGUUUUUAAUGAACAAUAGUCCAAUGGCCCAAAGCCUGCGAGAAUCCUACAUUUUCAAAAUUAUUCCCAUGUUGAACCCAGAUGGAGUUAUCAAUGGAAACCACCGAUGUUCCCUUAGUGGUGAGGAUCUCAAUCGUCAGUGGCAAACCCCAAGCCCUGAUCUUCACCCUACAAUUUAUCACACGAAGAGCCUACUGCAGUAUCUAGCUGCAUUACAGAGGACCCCACUGGUGUAUUGUGAUUAUCAUGGACACUCUCGCAAAAAGAAUGUCUUUAUGUAUGGCUGUAGUAUCAAGGAAACAGUAUGGCAGACUAAUGUGAGUGCAUCAUCUUGUGAGCUGCAGGAAGACCUUGGGUACAGGACUUUGCCAAAGAUCUUAAGCCAAAUAGCCCCUGCAUUCUGUAUGAGUAGCUGCAGUUUUGUGGUUGAAAAGUCCAAAGAGUCUACAGCUCGAGUGGUGGUGUGGCGUGAAAUAGGGGUACAGAAGAGCUACACUAUGGAAAGCACUCUCUGUGGCUGUGACCAAGGGAAAUAUAAGGGUCUUCAGAUUGGGACAAAGGAACUGGAAGAGAUGGGAGCCAAGUUCUGUGUCGGACUGCUCCGCUUAAAAAGACUGACCUCUCCACUGGAGUACCGGAAUCCUUCCCACUUCCUGGAUAUGGAGAAUGAUUUGAUUGAUUCCAGCUGUAAAGUCACAAGCACUACCACCUAUGUGCUUGAUGAGGAUGAGCCGCGUUUCCUGGAGGAAGUGGACUACAGUGCAGACAGCAACGAGGAGAAUGAGCCUGACCUGAAUGAGUGUACUGGAGACCUGGACCCCUGCCCCCCUGAAGAGGGUCUCUCGGAUUCAGAGAAAACCAGGAGAUACUCCUUCAACUGAUUACAGUACACUAAUAACCUGGAAUGAACCAAAAAAUAUUUCAAGGCUGAAAACACAAAAUAUUUAAUAGACAAUUGGGAAAUUAGAACCAUAGUUUUUAUUUAAAAAAAUAUGAAUCCAUUUGUAACUCAGGGCCUCAUUCCUGGCGUAUCAAGUGGACUUGUGACUGGCAGACUCGGAGAACACUUUUCUUUAUUUUAGAGGACUUAGGCAGCAAGGUAUUAAAUACAUGGUACAAACUACAAACUUGGGUUUGUAGAAAGAAAAUAGAGUCUAAGAGCAAAGAAUGUAACCUACAUCUAUUUUCACUUUUUUUGCCUUGGUAUGUUUUCUCCUUCCUGCAGAUCACUGGUUAGCAACCUAGAAACUGUAGAGGACCAACUACAGAAUUAAGAAAUAAUAGAACCAUAAAAGUUCAUUUUCUGUAAGAUUAAGCUUUCAUAAGGAUAAACUUUUAUGAAAAAAGAUCUAUUUAACAUUUGUCAACAUAAUUCCUUGGUGAAACAUUUUUAUUUCUUCAAGAGCCACAUGUAGCUAUUGCAGUGUAUGCUGUAAGUUAGCCACCACUAUUGCAUAUAUUUACUGUAUCACUGAACUAUAUAGUCACUAAAACAUGUAUCUUAAUAUAGUGACUUUGAUCACAUCAAAAGGGCAUCUGUACCAAGAACGUAAUGUACAACUGGAUUCAUUAGUAACUGGAUUCUAACUUGUACUUAAAUCUUACAUUUUCCAUAUUAAGGCUAAUUGGCUAACAAAAGAACCAGUAAACAAUGGUUAACUGUAGGCGCUGUAUAAUAUUUUGUUUUUUUUUGUGCAUAUAUUGCAUGAGUUAAGUCAAAGUUUUAAUUUAUUUUUAUUUGUCUACUAUGUGUUGUUUUAAAGAAAUCUGUGUGGUUAUCUCCGUGUAGUGCUGUGUGUGUAUUGUGAAAACACAGAUCAGAUCUUCACAGCUUUUUGCUGAUCUUGAAAAGGUAAAAUGUUUAACUUGAUUGAGAUGAGAAUAGUGGGAUGCUUGCUAUGAAAUAAUGAAAAAUAAAUUUAAAAUGCCUCAGUU